Messenger RNA from Aspergillus clavatus NRRL 1, 375 nucleotides. RefSeq names its product H(+)-transporting V1 sector ATPase subunit F. The transcript is spliced from 5 exons. Gene Ontology annotation, cellular component: fungal-type vacuole membrane; proton-transporting V-type ATPase, V1 domain. NCBI's taxonomy places the organism in Eukaryota, Fungi, Ascomycota, Eurotiomycetes, Eurotiales, Aspergillaceae. Gene Ontology annotation, biological process: proton transmembrane transport. Gene Ontology annotation, molecular function: proton-transporting ATPase activity, rotational mechanism. The record is from RefSeq and is a predicted model, not a curated record. Bases 1 to 375 code for a protein of 124 amino acids.
AUGGCAGCUUCGGCAGUGUCCUACAAGGAGCGACAGUUCCUCGCCGUCAUUGGAGAUGAAGACUCCGUAACCGGCCUUCUCCUCGCUGGCAUCGGUCACGUCACGGACGGCCCAGAUGCCCAGCGGAACUUUCUCGUUGUGGACUCGAAGACCGGAACCGCGGCGAUCGAACAAGCAUUCCAGAACUUCACGCAGGAGAGAAAGGAUAUCGCCGUGCUGCUGAUCAACCAGCACGUUGCCGAGCGAAUCAGACACAGCGUUGACUCUUUCGCGGACCCCUUUCCUGCCGUCCUCGAGAUCCCGAGCAAAGAUCACCCCUACGAUCCGGAGAAGGACAGCGUGCUCAAGCGCGUGCGCCGGCUGUUUGGAGAAUAG